AGUUGGAUUGGGGGUGAGUUGCGACCCCCCCAAGCCCCGCGGGAACCUCUCCUCCAGAUCUGAACCCCAGGAAUCCAGUCCCUAUGUGUUCAGUGUCCCCACCAGUAAAACGGAUCGCUCAAGUGGCCCGAUCUGGAUUGGAUGGCCGCCUGGCAGGCGUGGCCGGCAUAGCGGGGUGCUGAGGGGCGUUGGGGGGACGGGACAGAAAACAGAGGGGCUUGUCCGCCCUGCAGCAAUGGCUCAGGAUAAGAAUCCCAGACUGCAGGAGGUGAAGGCCCGCGUUGAGACCUCACACCACAUUACAGAUCUGGACCACAAGCUCCACUUCUACGACCACUGGGCCACCAACUACGACCAGGAUGUGGCCACCCUGCAGUACCGUGCCCCCAGCCUCGCCGUCAGCUGCCUCGCACAAGCGCUGACCAUCCCACCUGCCGAGGCCCUCAUCCUGGACGCGGCCUGUGGCACUGGCCUCGUGGCUGUUGAGCUGACGACUCGGGGCUUCGUGCAACUGCAUGGGGUGGACGGGAGUGCAGGCAUGCUUGCCCAGGCCCGUGCCCGGGGCCUCUACCAGAACCUCCAGCUCUGCACCCUGGGCCAUGAACCACUGCCGAGUCCCGAAGGGACCUACGAUGCAGUACUGAUGGUGGGUGCACUCAGUGAUGCCCAGGUACCCUACAGUGCCAUUCCCGAGCUCCUGCGAGUGACCAAGCCAGGUGGGCUGCUGUGUCUGACCACGAGGUCAAACCUGUCCAACCUUCCCUACAAGACGUCCAUGGAGGCCAUGCUGGACAAGCUGGAGCAAGCCGGGGCCUGGGAGCGCCUGGUGGCCUGGCCCGUGGACCAGUGGGAACUGGCCACAUCUGAGCAGGAAGUGGUCUCAGAUCCCUCGGCCUCCACGGCCGACCCCAGCUUCAUCUCGGGCAUCGUUUACCUGUACCGCAAGAGCCUGCAGAGGCCCCAGGCAUAGGACGAGUGGCCCUAGCCCCCAUCCCCACCAGCCACCAACCCAACGAGCCUCUGAUUCCCAGACAGUCCUCUGAUCUGCUUCGUUAGGGGGGGUCACUGUUGUCCCUUCCCCACGCCCGAGGCCACAUUAAAGGAAGCAGUCGGACAUCA
Suncus etruscus (white-toothed pygmy shrew) is the source of this 1119-nucleotide messenger RNA. RefSeq names its product methyltransferase like 27 (gene METTL27). NCBI's taxonomy places the organism in Eukaryota, Metazoa, Chordata, Mammalia, Eulipotyphla, Soricidae. Gene Ontology annotation, molecular function: S-adenosylmethionine-dependent methyltransferase activity. The transcript is spliced from 5 exons. The record is from RefSeq and is a predicted model, not a curated record. Bases 236 to 970 code for a protein of 244 amino acids.